AUGGAGUCAAUAAACGAAAUAAAACAACUCAGCUCGGACCUACUGGCGUCUAACUCGGAAAUCGAGAAGUCCAUCGAGUUUUUAUCCUGUAAAUAUGAUGAGAUUUGCGGAGAAAUUAAAAAUGUACACUCGCAAAACAUGAUUUAUGGUGACCGCCUAUCGAAAUUAGAGAACACUACAGAAGAGAUCGAACGCUUCUCCCGCUCCAGUUCAAUUGAAAUCCGCAACCUGCCUAUCAACCUGCCAUUAUCUCAAGACGAUCAAGUAGUAAUUGCCUGUCGCAUCUUCUCGGAGUUGUCUACCAAAGUCCAGACUUCUGACAUUUAUGACAUCCGUUGUCUCCCCUCCAAGCAAGAUACUAAGACCGUACUUGUAACCCUUAACUCUGUCAUCUUAAAAAACCAAAUCUUGAAGGCCUUCAAGGAAUACAAUAAGAAGAACUCGGGCGGUAAGUUGAACGCAAAGGUUUUAGCUCCUGAAUAUCCUGGCCAACUGAUAUAUGUCUCUGAAAAUCUGACAGCCCGUACCCGCAGGCUCUUUUAUCUGGCCCGCGAGUUUGCGAAAGCCGAAAACUUCAAACAUUGUUGGACAGCAAAUUGCAGGGUUCUUCUCCGCAAAGAAGACAAUGGCAAACUCAUUGUCCUUACCAGUGAAUCUCAACUAUCUAACCUAAAGUCAAAAAACUGA
Parnassius apollo (apollo) is the source of this 687-nucleotide messenger RNA. NCBI's taxonomy places the organism in Eukaryota, Metazoa, Arthropoda, Insecta, Lepidoptera, Papilionidae. The record is from the annotation of a GenBank genome assembly.